This is a messenger RNA of Entrophospora candida, 4596 nucleotides long. The record is from the annotation of a GenBank genome assembly. Lineage: Eukaryota; Fungi; Glomeromycota; Glomeromycetes; Entrophosporales; Entrophosporaceae.
AUGUCUUUAGACAAACUUCGUCAGGAAGUGCUUUCCAAUGAAACUGGUGAAGAAAGAGUCGAAGUCAAUCAGAGGCACUUGAUUGAUAAAAUAUUAGCAAGAUACUCUGCUGAAUUUGUAGUUUUUAGAGAGUUAUUACAAAACUCAGAUGAUGCUAAAGCCACAAAUGUUGAAAUAAUAUUUAUGACCGAAAAGUAUACACCAAACAGUGAUAAUAAUAUCUGUUUAUCAGAAAAAUGUGUCAGAAUAAUAUUUAAAAAUAACGGCUUUGUAUUUCGGUCUGAAGAUUGGAAUAGAUUGAAGAAAAUCGCCGAAGGGAAUCCUGAUGAACAAAAGAUCGGCGCCUUCGGUGUUGGGUUUUAUUCAUUGUUUUCAGUCUGUGAUGCUCCUUUUGUAUCGUCAGGUACUCAAGGUAUGGCUUUUUAUUGGCGUGGUGAUCAACUGUUCGCCAAACGAAGUAAUAUCAAACAAGAUGAUACAACUUGGACAACUUUUUUGAUGGACACACGAGAAAAAGAAAAGUUACCUGAGAUAGAAUCAUUUGGUCGCUUUUUAGCAACUUCAUUGGGUUUUACUGGAAAUCUUCGUGAGGUUACAGUUUACUUCAAUGAAAUACGAGUAAUUCAAUUAACAAAAAAAACGAGUGUAUCACGAUCAAUGUCAAUUGAUUCUGGAAUAAAUACAACUUCGCCAGACAAUAUGUUCAAAUUGAAAACGGUAGACAUUUUUACAGUACAAUUAGACGUUAACAGAUUAGUCACCCCAACAAAAUUAUUAAAGUCAAGAACUCCAAUAACUUCAUUUUCAUCAGAACAAACGACCAUUUUCUUAAGAAUUGCCAGUGGUAACUUGGAUUUAUAUAUUCCUGAAGCAUUUAGUCUAGAAAUGGAACGAUCUACCAAAAAAAGACCACCAAAGAAUACCAAAAUACAAAUGAUUUUUACUGGUUUUGACGAACAUAAUUCCUCUGGUGAUUACGAUAAAAAAAUUUCAGAAGUAUUCAAGGAUUUAUUACCAUUUCCUGGACAAGGUAGAAUAUUUAUAGGAUUCCCAACUCAUCAAACAACAGGUUGUUCUGCACAUUUGGCUGCCAGAGUAAUUCCUACAGUUGAACGUGAAUCUGUAGAUUUGGUAGACAAAACUUUGGCAGUCUAUAAUAAAGGAAUGUUAUGUUUGGCUGGAGUAUUGGCUCGUAUAAUAUACGAUGAUGAGCUGUCGCAAGUUUCAAAACUAUAUAGAGAGAUUAUUGGUUCUGGUACAUCAAAACCAGAUGACGAGCCAAUAAAAUCAGCUUUUGAAUAUUUUCAAAGUCGUGCUGCACACGCUUUAGCUCAUUUUUCAUUCAAGCUAAGCACACCUAACAAUAUGAUUUCAAGAAUCAGCGAAUCACAAUUUUUUAACUGUACGCAAGCUUCACUAUCAAUAUUAUCUAGCCGUGGUGUUUUACCAAUUAAAUCUGUACGGAUACCAAAUCCAGAAAUGACACCUUUUAUAAAGACAAUUCCUACUGUUGCACCAUUAUUGUUAAGUCAAUGUGAUGAAUUUUUUAAAAAGGCAAAAGAUACACUAAGAUUUAUUUCUGAAAUCUCGUUAGAUGAUCUCUUUGUGGAAUUGGAAAGUCGAAUAUUAAACGAACAGGAGAUAAUAAGUUUAUUUAAAUGGUGGAUAAAUUAUCGUUCUAAAAACUUAGUCACAGAAGAUCAAAUUCAAAAUUUUAUGAGAAUUGUUAUAGUACGAGUUAAAGAUGUUGACUUACCCCUUAAUUGCAUUUCCUACUUUAUAAAUCCAUCUAUAAUUCCACCUGACGUAGACCUUCCAUCAAGUGUCUUACCAUAUUCGAUAAGUAAACAUCUCAAUAAAAAAGAUUUCGAAAUCUAUUUUAGAGGUUGGAUAGAGCUUACAUUGGUUGCUUGGGUUCAAUUUAUAUCUUCAAAACCUUUAUUAGAACAAGACCCUGCUUUUUCAGAAAAGUUCUUUGGGAUAGUUUCGCGUCAUUUUAAAAGCAUCUCUAAAACGGAUCAAGAAACCAUCAAACAAUUGCUAUUUCAAAAAAAUUGCAUACCGACUACAUUUGGCAUGAAAGUACCCGACGAGUCCUAUUUUCCAAGUGUCAAUUUAUUCCCUGAUUUGCCUAUUAUAAAAUUUCAACAUAAAAUAAAUGAUGAUAUUCUUUUAUUCUUGGGAGUUAGAAAGCAUGUUGAAUUGCAACUUAUAUUUGAUCGAUUAAUUUGUCAAGGAAGUUGGGAUCAUAUGCAAUUAAUUAAAUAUCUUGCCAUAAAUAAUCUUAAAGAUAUUGAGAUAAAAAGAUUAGCGGUCACACCUAUUUGGCCAAAGGAAUCUAAUACAAAUAAAGAAAAAAGUGAUAAUGAUAAUAAUGACGAUAACACAAAAGUUAAAAUUCAAAGAUUUACAGCAAAAGACUUAUAUGCACCAUUACCACAAUUACGUGAAUUUGGCUUACCAAUAAUUGAAUGGAAUGGUAAAUGGCGUAAAAAUAUGAAAGAAGCUUGGUUUACGGGAUUUUCCACCAAUCGAUGUAAUACUUCAACUGGCGUCAUCAACUACACCACUUCCGAACUGGUAAAAUUUGCAUUUCUCCCAUGUUCUGCCGACCCAAAUGUUUACGCAACACCUUCCGAAUGUUAUUCAAAUCCCGAAUGUGCCAUUAUGAAAUUCAAUGUUUUACAUAGAGAAUUGCGGCACAAGUCUGAAGAAUUUGGUAUAAAACAAAAUCCUGAUCGUUUACAAGUAUUAGAGAAAUUAAGGAAAGAACCACCAGAAAACGAGGAAAAAGCAAAAUUAGUUUUUAGCUAUUUGUCUUCAUUUCAAAAUCACUUUAUACACCCGGAUUGGCUUAGUUUAAGUCAAUUAGCUUUUAUUCCAAUUCGUGAAAAGAAGCAAUCGAACGUAUUAAAAUAUGGUUCACCACAAAACUGUUUUUUUAAAGGUUCGGAAGAAAGUUUUGCAGGCUUUUUUUAUUAUAUCGAUUUUGGUGAGAAGGCAAAUAAAUUUUUACAAAGUUGUGGUGUUAAAAAUGAACCUUCUCCAAUCGAGUUGGCCGAAUUUUUAAUAAACUCUUCACAUGACUUUUUGAAAAGUGUCGGUGAUAAUAUUGAAAAGUAUUUGGCCGUACUACAUAGAAUUGCUAUAGAAUUUCAUUCAAUCCAAGGAAAUCAGAAAUUAUUAAAUAAUAUGAAAAGAUAUCCGAUUUUGCUAGGUAUGACUAAAAGACAAUCCGAGGAAGGAAAAAAUAAAGACAAGGCGGUUGUUGGCAAAAAUGAAGCCGAUAAUUCAUUAAAUCAAAUCGAAAGAUAUGUAUUAGCAACUCCAAAUGAGAUUUAUAUAAAUGAUAAUGCAAUAUACCAAGAUAUUUUUGAACCACUAAUUUUUUUUUCUGAAAAGAGCUUGGGAUGUCCGUUAUUAACCAAUAGUGUCAAGUCUUCGCCUAAUAUUAAAGGAGUACCAAAGGUUACUCAAAAAUCUAAAGAAUUACAAAAUUUGAUUAAAGAACGUUCACCGCUGUUUUUCCAUGAGGUUCGUAAAGCCGAUAUUGUUAAUAAUGAAAGUUGGGUAAAAAAAUUGAACGUGUUGGGGGUUGAUCAGAUUGAGACAACCUAUAUUCUGGCUCCAAAUAAUAUAACAAAAAUUGAACAUUCAAAUACUUGUGUUAUUUCACACGACAGUUGGAAAAACGACUGGACACUAUAUGUUAAACACGGUGAAUUAGAUACGCUUGAUAUUGCAUCAAUGAUUUCACAAUACAUUUAUAAAAAACCACAAUUAAAAGAAGCCACCCUUAUAAGCAUGUUAUUAAUGAUGCCACUCAAUGCCCUCAAACGUAAAGGAUUCCCUGUAGAACGUAUAAUGAGUCAACAAAAAAGUUUUAGACGUGUUGUUGAAAAUUUGGAUAAUCCUAAAAGACCUCGAAUUGAUGAACAAAUGACACCCAAUAAUUAUAAUACAAACCAGGGUCAACUAAAUAUUGCUGAACUAGAAAACUAUUCUAAGCAGCUACAGAGCACGUUUCCUGAAUGUGACCCUAAUUAUAUAAAAUCAUGUCUUGCACAAGAAAAUUCAGACCACUUGAUGAAAGUUGCAAACAAAUUAGCCGAACAAGACUAUCCAAAAAAACAAUCGGGUAUUAGAAAUGAUCAAGAAGGUUCGUCGCCUUGGAACAUUUUUAAAAAUUUGACGGAAUAUGUUUCACCUGGUGUGUCUAAAUCACAUGCUGAUAAGCCUCCCGUACUGGUAUCGCGAAAUACUACCGAGGAUUUGAAAAGGACAUUGAAUGAGGCCGUAAAUUCAUGUCGCUCAAAUUCAGGCUCGGCGGUUGACAGUCAAGCUAAAGUGAAUAUUGUUUCAGAAAGUCAAUCGAGUUAUUGUGAUGUUAUGCCAGGUCACUCAUUAAAAUUUAUCGGAACGGAGAACGGGAUAGAAUUAUAUAUUGGCAAAAACUUGGAUCAGACGGCACUUUUAUCUCCAACUGCACUAAGCCCUUUAAGACGUUUUAUUCAAGUUCUCAAGUAUCUCUGUGAUGUUUUUGGACUACAUCAAAAAGCAAUCCAUUGUGUAGCAAGAACCAUUACCGUUAUGUAA